This is a messenger RNA of Populus trichocarpa (black cottonwood), 945 nucleotides long. RefSeq lists its product as uncharacterized. Lineage: Eukaryota; Viridiplantae; Streptophyta; Magnoliopsida; Malpighiales; Salicaceae. The coding region runs from base 167 to 661 and encodes 164 amino acids. The transcript has 3 exons. The record is from RefSeq and is a predicted model, not a curated record.
AGUGCUUUGAAUCCUUCUUCCAUUACCCAGAUCGAAAUUGAUGGGUUUGAGAAGUGAAUCAGAAUCUGGAAGUGACUGGCUUUGUAUUAAUUGAUGAACAAGGUGUGAUUGUUGCAGAUUUGUUGAUGCAAGUGGAGAGUUUGUAGCUGAAUUAUAUAUAAAGAAGAUGAAGAAGUUGUUGGAUUUUGGAAGAAGAGCCCUUUUCUAUAUCAGGGUUCUUUCGGGUUACGAAGAACGGAAAAUCCGAAAUCAUCGAUUACAACUUGAGCAGCGUCUCCGUCAGGCACAAGAAAGAAAGGAAGCCUUGAGAAAGAUCCCUGAGCAGUUCAUAUUAUCAGAGGUUCGUCGUAUGGUUGAGGAAAUGCAAAAUUUGAACAAGAAGAUAGAUGAAAUUGAGGCCACAUUUGAUGAUUACUUUAAGCCGAUCAAUAAGCAAGCUGAGAUUAUAAUGAAGACACAACUUGAAGGAGAGGAGAAUUCAAUGAAGGAUAUGAUGAAGGCUAUGCAAACACGGGCUUUGCUUGAGAAAUAUGAAGCAGAAAGAAAAGCAAAUGUGAAUGAUGCAGAUGCAGAAAGAAAAGCAAAUGUGAAUGAUGCAGAUGCAAGUCAAAGUAACCAGGAGACGGAACCCACCACCAAGCAGCACGCACAGAUAAGAUGACUAGAUCUGGUUUUUGUAAAUGCGUCUCUCUCCUUCCUUUGGUGAUAAUUUUUGGAUGUGCUCAUGAGUUUUGAUACAAUCACGUAAACCAACGUAAACCACCCUGACAGUCUGAAUAAUUGAGCCAGCAUUUUAUGACUUCUAGUUAUCCUUACUGUACUUGGAAUACAUAGCAAUGAUAGGUGUUGCUACAAGAAUGAUUGUUGUGAUUGAUUUGCGUCUUGGGACAAAGGAUUGCGCUACAAAUGAUUGCAAUGUGAUGAAUAUUAUUAGUUAUGGACAAA